AUGCACAAUGACAUAGAAAAUCUAAAGAGGAGCUUACAUUAUGCAAAGCAUGUUCUACAGGCCGAUUAUGAAAACAAGCUGCAGGAGAGAGCCUUGGACUUAUAUUGCAGAGUUAAUGACAGAAUCCUAGAGUUGGAAAAACAACACGAGGAGCGGGUUGCUGUGAUUAGAAGAAGUUAUCGCCAGCAGCUUGCUGAUGCUAUCACCCAGAUUGCCAAUCAACAUCAGAAAUACUACGCAAAGAAGAGCAAGCAAGACAAAGCAAUGUUUUCCGAAAAGCUCAAGAAAGUCCAAGAUGACGAUGCAGUAAAGAAGAAAGCGCAACAACAACAAGACUCCAUCAUAGAGAUGAUGAAGAUGCAGAUGCGAGACGCACAGGAGCGUGCGGACAAACAGCUGGAAGAAGCGUUAAACAGACCAAAGUCAGCCAGUAGUGUGGCGACAGAUCCUGAGAUAUAUGACCUGAGAGAAGAGGUGGAGAAACUGGAGAAUAAACUGGAUGACAUGAUGAAUCAACUAGAGGACAGGGAAAAUGAGAAUAGACGUUUAGGUGAGUUAAUAGUGGAGAAGAGGACUCUAUAAAGAAUUGGAAAAAAGAUUCAGUAACAUUCUUUUAGCUCUGGCUCGAGAUCUAGAGGUCCGUGGAAGUCCUG
Molecule: messenger RNA, 653 nt
Organism: Orbicella faveolata
Lineage: Eukaryota; Metazoa; Cnidaria; Anthozoa; Scleractinia; Merulinidae
Source: RefSeq, a predicted model, not a curated record